UAUGACCUAAUUAAAAAUUUCUUAUUAUAUAUACAUCACUCAUUCUAAAAGUUAAUAAAAAAACUUUUAUUGUUCCAUUUCACUCAAUAGUUCAUUUUUGUAACCAGAAUGGCGCGCAAAGUAUUCUAAUACUUUAAAUGGCGUAGCUGAAAGCCUGUAGUACACUUUUAUUUUGACUUAAUGAAUUAAUCGUUAUUUCAGCGGAAUAUAAAAUAAUAAUAACUACGGUCACAAAUAUUAUAAAAAUCCUCGGAUUUAAUAAAUAAUGUUAUUAAUUAAAAUACAUAAAUUUUCAGUUCAUACUGCGUAAAAUCCAUCAGUUUGAAUGGUAAUUCUUCAGUUGGUAGAAUGGAGUGGUGAAUAAUUUUGACAGUGCGUUGCAAGUUUCAGUAAAUAGAUAGUUGCUGUGCAGAUUAAUGAAACGUCGUGUUGAAAAAUAAAUGAGUUUGUUUAUGUUUCAAAGCAUGUGACAGGUUUUAAUAUUAUUCUAUAAUACAGACAGGAGAAGUAACGAUAUGACACGUGGCUACGCCAUUAAUUGUUCGAAUUUCUAAUUACAAAUAUUGUAUAUAAUUAAAAUGGAUGUAUCAAGUGAUUCAAGUUUAUAUAGGUUAGAAGGUACUGACAAAAAUCAGUCUGGAGGUUUGAUUAUCCGUAAGAAACCCUCUGAUCACACAUUCAAAAAGCCUCAGAUGUCCAUGUUGGGGCUUGAUAAGCUAGCAAAACGAAAGAGACAAGAAAAUGCACAAGAGCCAAACUCGUCAAGAUCAAUUUCACCAGAGUCUGAGAUUAAGGAGAGAAAAUAUAGAUCGUACGCCGAAGAAACACCAACUCAUACUGGUGGAGUAAAUUCUGAAGCCCAAAGAAGACUAGAAUCACGAUUGAAACAUCAGAGAUUAAGCGCGCAAGACAAACAUCACAGGCAUAGUCGUAGGGAUCAUAGCAGAGACAGUGAUUCUAGAAGAAGGGACAGAAGUAAAGACAGGGAUAGAGAAAGAGAAAGGAGUAGAAGCAGAGGUAGUGUUAGACAAACUCCCUUGAGAUUCAAAGAUGAACCACAAACACCAGUGUUUAAAACAAAGGAUCCUACGUCCAGAAGUAAUUGGGAUGAUGAUGAAGAUGAAGAACCAAGGAAGUCGAGUUGGGAUCAUCCAACGCCAAAUCUUUAUAACAGCAGAGAUGGCCGUGAAAGUACCAGGAGUGAAUUCACUCCUUCAUAUAAAUAUAAUUCCUGGAAUAAAGAUAAGGGCAGUGGCGCUACACCCAUGGUUGAUGGAGAAGAAAAAGAAUUGUGGGAAGAAGAGCAACAAAGAUUGGAUAGGGAAUGGUACGCCUUAGACGACGGGGAAAAUCAUGCGUUUGCCGAUGUUUCCGAGGAAUAUACGCGGAAGAAAGAGAUGGAGCUUGAAGCGAAAAGGCAGAAACGUCUCUCUGCGCAACAGAGACAAAUAAAUAAGGACAACGAAUUAUGGGAACGUAACAGAAUGUUAACAUCCGGUGUUGUAAGUUCAUUGGAUCAUGACGAUGAUCCGGAUGAUGAAGGGGAAACUAGAGUGCAUCUUUUAGUUCAUAAUGUCGUUCCACCGUUUCUGGAUGGUCGAAUCGUGUUCACCAAACAGCCAGAGCCUGUAGUACCUGUUCGUGAUCCUACGUCUGACAUGGCCCUCGUCGCGAGAAAGGGUUCAGCUUUAGUUCGAGCAUAUCGUGAACAGAAAGAACGACGUAGAGCUCAGAAGAAGCAUUGGGAAUUAGCUGGAACUCAUAUUGGCAAUAUUAUGGGCGUUCGCGACAGAAAUAAGGAAGAUAAGGAAGAUCCAGGACAAGAACACGAUUUCAAGGCUGGCCAGAAAUACGCUCGUCACAUAGGAGCCGACGAAGUCACCGGAGAAGCUAAAUACAGAUCCAUUCAAUAUCAAAGGAGGAGUCUACCUGUAUUCGCUGUACGUCAGGAACUGUUAAACGUUAUUAGGGAGAACAGCGUGGUAGUUAUAAUCGGAGAAACCGGUAGUGGAAAAACUACGCAAUUAACGCAGUACCUCCACGAGGACGGUUAUAGUCGCAACGGAAUAAUUGGGUGUACUCAACCUAGAAGAGUAGCAGCUAUGUCUGUAGCCAAGAGAGUCUCCGAUGAAAUGGCUACUACGUUAGGGGACAAAGUUGGUUACGCCAUUCGUUUCGAGGACUGUACUUCAAAAGAUACUGUUAUCAAGUAUAUGACCGAUGGUAUUUUAUUAAGAGAGAGUUUAAGGGAAGGAGACUUGGACCGAUACAGCGUCAUCAUUAUGGACGAAGCUCACGAGAGAUCCUUAUCCACUGACGUGUUAUUCGGCUUGCUCAGAGAAGUCGUUGCCAGGCGACACGACUUAAAGUUAAUCGUGACAUCCGCCACAAUGGACUCCAGCAAAUUCUCAGCGUUCUUCGGGAACGCUGCGACAUUUCAAAUCCCAGGUCGCACGUUCCCCGUUGAGAUACUGCACGCUAAGAAUUCAGUGGACGACUACGUGGACGCCGCUGUGAAGCAGGUGAUGCAGAUACACUUGCAGCCACGGUCCGGCGACAUAUUGGUAUUUAUGCCUGGCCAAGAGGACAUCGAAGUCACCUGUGAGGCACUGAAGGAGCGGCUGGCAGAAAUCGAGUCAGCUCCGUUACUCUCGAUCCUGCCGAUCUAUUCGCAGUUGCCCUCGGACUUGCAAGCUAAAAUCUUCCAGCGUUCAGAGGGUGGUCUACGGAAAUGCGUGGUAGCUACGAAUAUAGCGGAAACUUCGCUAACCGUGGACGGUAUCGUCUUCGUCGUCGACUCCGGAUACUGCAAAUUGAAGGUUUACAAUCCAAGGAUCGGUAUGGACGCUUUGCAGGUGUACCCUGUGUCCAGAGCCAACGCUGAUCAAAGAGCGGGAAGAGCCGGGCGUACCGGUCCCGGCACGUGCUACAGAUUAUACACGCGUAGACAAUACAUGGACGAAUUGCUUUUAACCGGAGUCCCAGAAAUACAACGGACCAACCUCGCGAACACAGUAUUACUGUUAAAAUCGUUAGGCGUGCAGGACUUGUUAGCGUUCCAUUUCAUGGAUCCUCCGCCUCAGGACAACAUCUUGAAUUCUUUGUAUCAAUUGUGGAUACUGGGUGCGCUUGACCAUACAGGCCGUCUAACCCCUCUGGGACGUCAAAUGGCGGAGUUUCCCUUGGAUCCUCCUCAGUGUCAGAUGCUGAUAGUUGCCUCUCAGCUUGGUUGCACCGCUGAUAUACUUAUUAUAGUUUCAAUGUUAUCGGUGCCGUCUAUAUUUUACCGGCCAAAGGGGCGCGAGGAGGAUUCCGAUUCGGCGAGAGAGAAGUUCCAAGUGCCGGAAUCCGAUCACUUGACGUAUUUAAACGUGUACAAUCAAUGGAAAGCGAACGGUUACUCCAGUUCAUGGUGCAACGACCAUUUCAUUCAUGCUAAGGCUAUGCGCAAAGUGAGAGAAGUGCGGCAGCAGCUCGAAGAGAUUUUGAAGCAACAGAAGAUGGAGGUCGUGAGCUGCGGCACUGACUGGGACAUCGUCAGGAAGUGCAUCUGUUCCGCGUACUUCCACCAAGCGGCACGGCUGAAGGGUAUCGGCGAAUAUGUUAAUUGCCGUACCGGGAUGCCUUGUCAUCUUCAUCCUACCUCCGCUUUGUUCGGAAUGGGAUUCACACCGGACUACGUGGUGUACCAUGAACUCGUUAUGACGGCUAAAGAGUACAUGCAGUGCGUCACCGCUGUCGAUGGACACUGGCUGGCAGAAUUGGGCCCUAUGUUCUUCAGCGUAAAGGAAACCGGAAGAAGCGGACGGGCAAAGAGGCGUAAAGCGAUGCAACAUUUGCACGAAAUGGAAGGGCAAAUGAAGGAGGCGGAAGAAGAGAUGAAAGCUAGAGCUCAGGAACAGCUUGAACGAGAGCAGGCUUCCAUUAGGAAGAAAGAAAUAUUGACUCCUGGAAUCAGAGAGCCGGGAACUCCGGCUCCUUACCGUAAAACUCCAGGCAGAUUAGGAUUAUAAUUUACCAUGUUGGAGCGUGUAAAUAUUGGAAACAAGAUAUUGUACAAAUUUAUAACGUUCUUCGGAAGGAAGUAUGCGAAUCAUCGCGUAUAGACUUACUAUUAUUUUAUUACUGUCUCUGUAU
Messenger RNA from Nomia melanderi (Alkali bee), 4137 nucleotides. RefSeq names its product ATP-dependent RNA helicase l(1)G0007. The record is from RefSeq and is a predicted model, not a curated record. Gene Ontology annotation, cellular component: intracellular anatomical structure. Gene Ontology annotation, molecular function: ATP binding; 3'-5' RNA helicase activity; RNA binding. Lineage: Eukaryota; Metazoa; Arthropoda; Insecta; Hymenoptera; Halictidae.